UGCCGGGGAUGCGGAAAGGUCCCUCCGCCGUCUCCGCCGCCACCGCCACCGCCACCAGCACCACCACCGCCGCCUCCUCCUCACCUGCCUCCCGGGUUUGUAUGAAAACACCCAGCCGGGGGGCGGCGAGGAUCUGCGGUGCGCCCAGAGAGCAGCCGGCGCCUAGCCAGGUGGUGCGGCUCUGUCCAGUCCCUGCCACCGCCCUCUCCUGAGCGGAUUAUCUGCAAUGGUGAAAUGAAGUAACUCAAGAUGAGCAAAUUAAAAGUGGUAUCAGAGAAAAGCCUUACCAAUAAUUCUCGGAUUGUAGGACUCCUGGCUCAGCUGGAGAAGAUCAAUACUGAAUCCACAGAAUCAGAUACUGCCAGAUAUGUUACAGCAAAAAUUCUUCAUCUGGCUCAAAGUCAAGAAAAAACAAGGAAAGAAAUGACAGCCAAAGGUUCUACAGGAAUGGAAGUUCUGCUGUCAACAUUAGAGAACACGAAAGAUCUUCAAACUACACUUAAUAUCUUAAGCAUUCUUGUUGAGCUGGUGUCAGCUGGUGGUGGUCGAAGAGCAAGUUUCUUAGUGGCCAAAGGUGGUUCACAGCUACUGUUACAGUUACUUGUGAACGCCAGCAAGGACUCUCCCCCAAACGAGGAGCUAAUGGUACACAUUCAUUCUGUUCUGGCAAAAAUUGGACCGAAAGACAAAAAAUUUGGAGUGAAAGCUAGAAUUAAUGGAACUCUGAAUAUAACACUGAAUUUGGUCAAACAGAAUUUGCAGAAUCAUCGCUUGGUUUUGCCCUGUCUUCAGCUUUUACGAGUAUAUUCUGCAAACUCUGUGAAUUCAGUAUCCUUAGGGAAAAAUGGAGUUGUGGAACUGAUGUUUAAAAUCAUUGGACCAUUUAGUAAGAAGAAUUCGGGGCUUAUGAAGGUUGCUUUAGACACUCUUGCUGCAUUGCUAAAAUCAAAAACAAAUGCCAGGAGAGCUGUAGACAGAGGAUAUGUCCAAGUUCUUUUAACAAUUUAUGUAGAUUGGCACCGCCAUGAUAAUCGGCAUAGAAACAUGCUCAUUCGGAAAGGAAUUUUACAGAGUUUAAAAAGUGUUACCAACAUCAAGUUGGGAAGAAAAGCAUUCAUUGAUGCCAAUGGAAUGAAAAUUCUCUAUAACACUUCGCAAGAAUGUUUGGCUGUCAGGACCCUUGAUCCUCUUGUCAACACCUCCAGUCUGAUAAUGAGGAAGUGUUUCCCUAAAAACCGCCUGCCACUCCCAACGAUUAAAAGUUCUUUCCAUUUCCAGUUGCCAGUUAUUCCUGUGACUGGACCUGUGGCUCAACUCUACAGCUUACCCCCUGAAGUGGAUGACGUAGUAGAUGAAAGUGAUGACAACGAUGAUAUUGAUUUAGAAGCUGAAAAUGAAACCGAAAAUGAGGAUGACCUAGAUCAAAAUUUUAAGAAUGAUGACAUUGAAACAGAUAUUAACAAACUAAAACCCCAGCAAGAACCAGGACGAACAAUAGAAGAACUUAAAAUGUAUGAACACCUUUUCCCUGAGCUUGUUGAUGAUUUUCAGGACUAUGACUUAAUCUCCAAAGAACCAAAGCCUUUGGUGUUUGAGGGGAAAGUACGUGGUCCUAUUGUUGUUCCUACAGCGGGAGAAGAAGCAUCUGGGAAUUCAGGCAAUUUAAGAAAAGGCGUUACAACGAAGGCGAAUGUGUCUCCUAAAGGAGAUGAAGGCAAUAAGAAACGUCCCUUUAUGGAUCUGGCAAAAGAAGAUACUAAAGAUAAUGACAGAACAUUACAACAGCAACUAGGUGAUCAAAAUAGAACUAUUUCAUCAGUCCAUGGCUUAAACAAUGAUAUUGUGAAGGCCUUGGACCGAAUUACAUUGCAGAAUAUUCCUUCUCAAACAGCCUCGGGUUUUACUUCAGGAAUGAAGAAGGACUACAGUCUUCCUCUUACUGUUGUCACGUGCGCUAAAGCGUGCCCACACGUGGCUACUUGUGGAAAUGCUCUGUUUGAGGGAAGAGCAGUUCAGCUAGGGAAGCUUUGCUGCACUGGAGUUGAAACUGAGGAUGAUGAAGAUACUGAGUCUACUUCAUCAGUGGAACAAGCAUCAGUUGAAGUCUCUGAUGGACCAACACUUCAUGACUCAGAUCUCUAUAUUGAGAUUGUGAAAAAUACAAAGUCUGUCCCAGAAUAUUCAGAGGUGGCCUAUCCUGAUUAUUUUGGUCACAUUCCGCCUCCAUUCAAAGAGCCUAUUUUAGAAAGGCCCUAUGGUGUACAAAGGACAAAAAUUGCCCAAGAUAUUGAGAGGCUAAUACAUCAGAGUGAUAUUAUAGAUCGAGUGGUAUAUGACUUAGAUAGCCCAAAUUACACCAUUCCAGAAGAAGGAGAUAUUUUGAAGUUUAACUCCAAAUUUGAAUCUGGGAAUCUGCGCAAAGUAAUUCAAAUUAGAAAAAAUGAAUAUGAUCUUAUUCUGAAUUCAGAUAUAAAUAGUAAUCAUUAUCAUCAGUGGUUUUACUUUGAAGUCAGUGGAAUGCGACCCGGUGUUGCUUACAGGUUUAACAUCAUUAACUGUGAAAAGUCCAACAGUCAAUUUAAUUAUGGUAUGCAACCACUCAUGUAUUCAGUUCAAGAAGCAUUAAAUUCCAGACCAUGGUGGACUCGUGUGGGGACUGACAUUUGUUACUAUAAAGAUUUUAUGUGUACUUUAGGAAAUCGUCCUUACGUUUUCUUAUCUGCUCGGGUACAUCCUGGAGAAACUAAUGCAAGUUGGGUAAUGAAAGGAACAUUGGAAUAUCUCAUGAGUAAUAACCCUACUGCUCAGAGCUUACGAGAAUGCUAUAUUUUUAAAAUUGUCCCCAUGCUAAAUCCAGAUGGUGUCAUCAAUGGAAAUCACCGCUGUUCUCUAAGUGGAGAGGAUCUGAAUAGACAGUGGCAAAGUCCAAAUCCAGAUUUGCAUCCUACAAUUUACCAUGCUAAGGGGCUGCUACAGUACCUGGCUGCAGUGAAACGUUUACCACUGGUUUAUUGUGAUUAUCAUGGCCACUCCCGAAAGAAGAAUGUGUUUAUGUAUGGCUGCAGCAUCAAAGAGACAGUGUGGCAUACCAAUGAUAAUGCAACUUCCUGUGAUGUUGUGGAAGAUGCGGGGUACAGGACUUUGCCUAAGAUACUGAGCCAUAUUGCCCCAGCAUUUUGCAUGAGCAGCUGUAGCUUCGUAGUGGAAAAAUCUAAAGAAUCCACAGCACGUGUUGUAGUUUGGAGGGAGAUAGGAGUACAAAGAAGCUACACCAUGGAGAGUACUUUGUGUGGCUGUGAUCAGGGAAAAUAUAAGGGUUUACAGAUUGGUACUCGAGAAUUGGAAGAGAUGGGAGCGAAGUUUUGUGUUGGUCUAUUGCGCUUGAAACGACUGACAUCCCCAUUGGAAUAUAAUAUGCCUUCCAGCCUGCUUGACCUUGAAAAUGACUUGAUUGAGUCAAGCUGCAAAGUAACUAGCCCUACCACUUAUGUUUUGGAUGAAGAUGAACCUCGAUUCCUUGAAGAAGUUGAUUACAGUGCAGAAAGUAAUGAUGAGUUAGAUGUUGAAUUGGCUGAAAAUGUAGGAGAUUAUGAACCUUCUGCUCAAGAAGAAGUACUUUCUGACUCUGAAUCAUCAAGAACAUACCUACCUUGAGCCCUCUGCUAUCUCUUGUAAAUACAGAGAUGAAAUGAAAUAUCUGGGUUGUUGUUACACAGGAGAUUUGAGAAAUGAAUUUAUAGAGCUGACUCAGAAAGACAAAAGGAAUUUUGGGCCUAUUUGGUUUUAAGACAAUAAAUGUGUUAUUAAUUCAUAAUAAAAUUGGCACUUGUUUUAUUUUAGCUAUUUAAUGCACUUUACAUAGUAUUUAAUUAUCAAAUAUUGGAUUUACUUAAAAACCUGAGUGUUAUUGCAUGGUUUUUUAUCUCCUCAUGGUUAUAUCUUGCAUCAAAUGGAUAAUUUUGAAGUGUGUAAGAAUAUAAAAUCUAAAUUCUAGAGUUGUUGAAAAUUCUGAGAUUUUGAAAACUAAUAUAUAUAUGUACAUGGAUUUCUAUAGAUAUGUCUGUAUGGGGGGUGGGUAGGUAGUGAAGAUAAGACUGUUCUUCAGAAUCAUGUUAACUGUUGAGUUGUGACUGAAAUAAUCCAGAGUUUGCCUUGAAAUCAUUACAUUCUACAUUUACCAAAAUUAAACAAAUAAAAAUUAUAUUAAAUGUUG
This is a messenger RNA of Hipposideros armiger (great roundleaf bat), 4213 nucleotides long. RefSeq names its product ATP/GTP binding carboxypeptidase 1 (gene AGTPBP1). NCBI's taxonomy places the organism in Eukaryota, Metazoa, Chordata, Mammalia, Chiroptera, Hipposideridae. The record is from RefSeq and is a predicted model, not a curated record. The coding region runs from base 250 to 3654 and encodes 1134 amino acids. Gene Ontology annotation, biological process: protein side chain deglutamylation; C-terminal protein deglutamylation; proteolysis. The transcript is spliced from 24 exons. Gene Ontology annotation, molecular function: metallocarboxypeptidase activity; zinc ion binding.